Spathaspora passalidarum NRRL Y-27907 is the source of this 1692-nucleotide messenger RNA. RefSeq lists its product as uncharacterized. Lineage: Eukaryota; Fungi; Ascomycota; Pichiomycetes; Serinales; Debaryomycetaceae. Gene Ontology annotation, molecular function: protein binding. The record is from RefSeq and is a predicted model, not a curated record. Bases 1 to 1692 code for a protein of 563 amino acids. The transcript has 2 exons.
AUGUUAGAUCCCCAACAAAGACUUCGCAAAGCCGUGAUCGACGGCAAUCUCCCCAUUGUUCAGAGACUCCUCUCGCGGUUCCCGUCACUCUGGCUCAACGUCGACUCGGCCCACGACGGCUGGUCCAACCUCCACUACGCCCUGUACUAUGGCCAUUACUUGGUGUGUUUCCACUUGGUAUCGUUCAUCAACAAUGAUCUCGAAAGCAAGUAUACCAAAUUGGAUUUGCUCUCGUUUGACAAUCUCACCGUUUUGCAUGUCUGCAUUGAAGGAAAACAUUUACAAACGUUGCAUUACUUGCUCCAGGAGUUCCCGGGUAAACUAUGGUUGAAUUACCCUGGUGGUGCCAGCAAACAAACUCCCUUGCACUGGAGUUGCAAAUACGGUUUCAGCGAAGGAACGAAAUUGUUACUAGAGUUUGGCGCUAGUUGGGACGAACGCGACGGGAAUGGAGACACUUGUUUGCAUCAUUGCUUCCAACAUGGUAACACCCAGUGCAUCCAAGAAAUACUCCGGUAUAUCUUCCAAAACACCAACGAUAAAGAAAAAGCCAUUGACAAGAUUGAUUAUUUUGAACGCAUGAGGAAUAAACGAGGAUGUGUGGCUUUUGACUACGCUUCAAGCUCUUCCUUGGCGAGAAAGUAUCAGUUGCUAAAACAAGAUCUAAUGGCGUUGGAUUUCUCUGAUUCGGGAGAAGCGUCAUCGGGUUCUUCCAUGGUUUAUACACUUCACCAAAACCAGUCAAUGCACUCAUUGGAAACUAGCAGGAUACUAACAAGUCCGAUUUUACCCAUGGGAAUCCAAAAGCAAGAAGAUAACGAGCAUACAAUUAUACACGACGACAUUGAUACCACAAUAACAACCGAAGAAGAAGAAGAAGAAGAAGAAGAAAAGCCAGGACGUCGAUCGCACUCCCAAUCACUCCCCACAAAUCCAGAAACCACAAAUUCUCUUCCUGGCACAAAAGUUCGCAGCCGUUCAAAUACGAACUACAUAUAUCACCCUCCCAACCUCAACAAUAUCCCAGUACUUGGAUCGCCGCGGUUCGCAUCUCCGCCCGUCAUGCCGCCUCCAUCUACACCCAUCACUAACCGUGCACCAUCCUUGAAAUCAGUUACCAUAUCACCAUCAGUACGAAGUAAUGGCCAUGACUCUACAGAAGACCUGCAACGACCAGAAUCACCACAGUCAAUCUGGUCACUACAAUCAACAAACACAUCCCCUGCAAAGUCACAACAUGGACAACGCCGAAGUUUUUCGUUUUCCAAAAGUUCCAUGCCACGGCCUCGUGCUGAAUCCGCGUCUGCAGUUGCGAAUUCUGCUUCCGUGGCUGCUAAAAAGGCAUUCGUGUCCAGUAGGCCCAGCCAUGAAAACCACAGAUCUCGACCCAAUACACCUAGUCAACGCUCUCGUCAAUCUGAAUCCUCGCAUACUUCACCGACAUUACAAAAACUAAACAGUCGAACAAGCAGCACUUCGAUAGGAAGCAUAGGCAGCCAAACCAGCCCCACCAGCCAGCAUGAACAUAUCUUGCGCAAGUCUCAAUCUAGUUCAACAUUGCUGUCUGACCCAACAACCAUUCCAAUCAUACGACAACCACCACAACGAACUGACAGUGCGGGAUCAUUAACUAUGCUGGACUCUCUGAGAAAGUUUAGUGUCAAUAGUAUAAGUUUUAGUAGGAUUAGGUAG